AUGGCGAUUCACAUAAUUACAAAGCAUGAGGACGAUCCCAACUUGGAGAAAAAGUGGAAAUGCGACCUUUGCGAGGAUAAAAAAUUUGCGUCCAAAGUCGUGUUCGAGCGGCAUAAAGAAUUACACAAGAAAUUCGAUAAGAGUGGGAGGACGUUGAAAUGUGAAGUUUGCGAGUAUCCAUUCCUUCCGGGAGAUCAAGAUAAGUUGAAGAAGCACAUGGAAAACUUUCACGAUAAGACGAAGAAAUCGGUCAAUCAAUGCACCGUGGAAGGAUGUGAGUUUACAUCGCGGCAGAAAUUCCAAAUGCGACGCCAUGAAGGGGACGAGCACCCAGAGUUGCUAAUUUAUUCGUGUGGCCCCUGUGGAAAAUCGUAUUCGAGUCCAGUUUUGCUAGAAAUUCAUACAAGAACGCAUGGAACGGGACCGUUUGGUUGUUCCGUUUGCAAGACAGUUUGCCCCACGGGAAAUGAGCUCGCCCAACAUCUCGCCCGCCACAACGGCGAAUCCAUCCAUCCCUGCGACCAGUGCGACCUCCUCUUUCGGAAUAUUAGUCUGCUAAUCAAGCACAAAAUGGUGAAACACAACGCGCCACCCGGCCCCACCCUUGUUCCCUCUGUGCAAAAAAGUUUAUAA
Messenger RNA from Folsomia candida, 633 nucleotides. RefSeq names its product PR domain zinc finger protein 5-like. Gene Ontology annotation, molecular function: DNA-binding transcription factor activity, RNA polymerase II-specific; sequence-specific DNA binding. Gene Ontology annotation, cellular component: nucleus. The transcript is spliced from 2 exons. Gene Ontology annotation, biological process: regulation of transcription by RNA polymerase II. Bases 1 to 633 code for a protein of 210 amino acids. The record is from RefSeq and is a predicted model, not a curated record. NCBI's taxonomy places the organism in Eukaryota, Metazoa, Arthropoda, Collembola, Entomobryomorpha, Isotomidae.